CCAUUUGGUCAUAAAAAUCUAAAUUAAUUAUAAGCAAUAUGUCCACCAUUGCGAUGAUAAAUCAUUAAAUAUAUAUAUAUAUAAAUAUUACUUAAAAUUAUGUAUAUUAAAUCUAACCAGGCAAAUUGUUUAUUAUUUAAAUUUAGUAGUAAUCAUUGUUUAAAUUAUUUAGUUUUGCUAGUAUUAUCACUAACUGUAAUACAAGUGUCGUCAAAAUGUAGACGCUUUGAUCAACUGGCCAUCGCACCUGUCGAUUAUAAUAAGUUAUCUGGAUUAUGGCAUAUCGAUUAUACUAGCGAUCCAGUUGAAGACCCUACCGGUGCCCAAACUGUCAUCGAUAAUAAAAAUUCCAGCACUACUGUCCAAAUUGAGACUAAUACAUCGAUAUCAUGUAAGUCGGCCACCAUAACCAGUAUCGGCACCAAACGGCAGAUUAUGAACUGCCCUAAUAAUAUUGAAUACACUUAUUGGGUGAUUGCAACCGAUUAUACUAACUAUUUGCUAACCUACCAGUGCGAUAAAAAACGAUUUAAAGAAAUCUAUCGUAUAUACAGUCGACAAUCGGUAGACAAUGCAAACUAUGAAAAAUUAGUUAAACUAUUGUCAAAAAAAUCGCCUGAUAUUAAACUAUCACCAGUUAGUAGACGUCCGGAAUUGAAAAACGAUAAGCAACUACUGCCCGGUGCUGGUACUACGGCUGCUAUUACUACUACUACUACUACUACCUCUACUAUUACUACAACUCCUACACCAACAACAACAACAACUACUGUAGCUAACAAACUGGUUGGUACUGAAAAACCACAACAACAACAACAACAACAAUCCCAAUAUCAAUCCCAAUCCCAGUCCCAACAAUCGUGGAGACAAUCAAUAAAACCGUAUUCAGGUAUGAAAAUAAAACUACUGAAACCGAUUCAGCCAAUCAAAUAUAUAACAAUGAAACCGAUUGUAAUGGUAACCUAUACAAUCAAAUCGUUAACCGUAGAUACGGUUAAACCGUUUAAUAUAACGGUCAGUCCACUAAAUGUAACAGCCAGUCCAUUGAAGCUAAUAAUGCCACCGUUGCAACCCAUGGAGUCGAUGAUUAAUAUGCCAUCGUUUGAACAAAGUCAACCAAACCAACCAAUGAAAAUUGAACCAUUCACUUUAUCACCAUGGAACUUUAAGCAAGCAACUACCGUAGAUAGUUGUAUUACAGACAAAACUACUGUUUCCAUUACUACCACUCCUACUACUACUACUAACAUUCCUACUACUAACAUUCCUACUACUACUACUGCUGCUGCUACUACUACUACAGAUGAUAUAUAUGAUUCAGAUGACAGUACCACAGAUGCUAAUUGUGGUAUAGGUAGCACCACUACAACUACUACUACUACUACUCCUACUACUACUCCUACUACUACUACUACUCCUACUACCACUCCUACUACCACUCCUACUACUACUCCUACUACUACUACUACUACUACUACUACUACUACUACUCCUACUACCACUACUCCUACUACCACUCCUACUACUACUACUACUACUACUACUACUACUACUACUACUACUACUACUACUACUACUACUCCUAUUCCUACUACUACUCCUACUACUACUACUACUCUUACUACUACAACACCAACUACUACAACACUUACUACUACUACUGAGGACAGUUGCAUUACAGAGACUACUACUACUGAAGAUAGUUGUAUUACAGAUACUACUACUGAAGAUAGUUAUCUAACUGAGACUACCACUACUGAGGAUAGUUGUAUUACAGACAUACUAACAACGACUACUGAGGAACCUCUUAAACCAUGUCUUAAUUUGAAUACACUAAUUGGCCAUUGGUACCGGGUAUAUUCAACUGAGCCAAAAAAUUGUAUAACAAUGGACGUCGACAAAUAUGAUCCGGAUAAUGCUGACGAUCUGAAAUUUUGUAUUGAAGAAAAAUUUAGAGAAAUACAAAACGGUAGCAUAAAAUUAGAUUUUUUCAGCGAAACCCAAACCGCUGUCCGUAUAACCCAACCGUCCGGCGAGUCAUAUAAGGCGACCAUUUUGUCUACUGAUUAUGUCAACUAUUUUGUAUUGCAUUUAAAAAUGGCAAAUAAAGAUGAGAUAUCGGUUUAUUCAACUAAUAUUACAACCAAUGAUAAACUGUUUGCCAAAGUAAAACAAUCAUUGAAAUCAUUUGAUAACAAUACCAGCAUAUCGUCAAUACUUAUGCCCAACAAUCAUACACAUUGCGAUUAUACUGAUUAUCUACUAAAACAACAAUUAUGUGGACAUUGGUAUCUGGUUUAUGCCAGUGAACUAAAAAAUUGUUUAGAAAUGGAUAUCAAUUGUCUGAAUGAUGAGGAACAGGAUACUAAUGUCGGAUCCAAUGGCACAACAAUUGGACAUAAGGGGGACAACCAUCAAAUUCAAAUGGAACUGGAUCUAAAUGGGACAUUCUAUGCCAGUAUCAACAAUAGUCCAUCACAUAUUGAACAUAUAUUGGACACUGAUUACGAUAAAUAUGUUAUUUUCAAUCGUAAAGAAACUAAAGACAAUAAAGAGACAAUAUGGGUGUAUACGCGCACAAAACUACCAUUCCCUGGACUGUUAUAUAAGGCUACCGAAGUUCUAAGCAAUGCAUCCAUUUCCUAUCAAAUUGAGCCGAUAAGUCAGGAUAAUUGUUCAGCAUUAUCAUCAUCGACACCAUCACCAAAAUUAACUACCGUUCCUGAAAUAUCAUCAACGACACCGACACAUAUUACUACUACCACUGCAGUGUGCAAACAGCCAACACAUACCGAUUUCAAUGAGAUAAAAGGUUUCUGGUAUAAAAUAUACGGAUCAGAUAAACAAGAUUGUAUUACUGCCAAUAUUACUGAUUUUGAUGAUACACAUCAACAACAACAACAACAACCACAACAACCAAAUAAAUUACAAGAAUUUAAAAUGACUAAAAAAUUGGGCAACCAAGUGGUAUGUACGGCCCGUUUGUCAAUACAACCGGACGGCACUAUAUUGUCUACUAGUUUGAAUACUAGUAAACAAUACAAGUUUUAUCUAUUGUCUACCGAUUUUACCGAUCAUCUCAUACUGAAUAUUGUUAAUCUAACCGAUAAUACAUCAAAAGUUGCCAUAUAUGCGCACAGUAGUAACCCGGAUCCCGACAUACUGGACAUUGGCAAACACGCCCUGGUAGACAACAAUAUAUCGUUGCCAUUGCAUCCUAAUCAGCACAUUGAAUGCGAUAGAGAUCACACCACAACCACCACUACCACAACAACAACAACAACGAUAGCGACAACACCAGCUUCUCCACCAGUUAUAGCCAGGUGUCGCAAUUAUGAGGCCCAUUCAAUUAAAAAUAUCGACUUAAAAUCGUUGGAGGGCACCUGGAAUCAAUUGUAUGCCAGCAAUAUAAAUGUCACCAAUCAACAACAACAAUGGUGCUUAAAAACUAAGUUUAACGUUGCUAACAAUACUUUAAUCAACUUUCAGGACUCAAACAAUUGCCAAAACAACAGUGAAUUUGGUUCAAUAAGCAAACCAACUAAUGUUGGCAACAAAUAUCCGUCAAAAUUUUUACGGACAUUAAAGACAGGACAGUCGUCCGAUUCGAGCAACUACUGGCUAUUGGAUACCGGUGCCGAAUUUUGCAAACCACGGCGCAGCCAUCUAUUAGUCUACCAGUGCCACAAACCGGCCAUCGAUCCGAUAGCUGGUUGCGAUGCACCAGUGAUUCGCGAAAAUUAUCAACUAUUUUCCCAAUCGCUUAGCAUACCUGCGCCCGAAAUGGAUGCCAUCCGUGAACUACUAUCAGCAAUAGCACCAAACGUUCAAUUGGUACCCAUAGACCAAACAAACUGUGUUUGCAAUUCAACAUUAAAUGUUACCAGUUUAGCUACUAGUAGAUCAAAAUCGUCAAAAACUAAUAAAACAGAAAAAUUGCUUAAACUUGCCGGUCCUACCUGUGCUCUGGACAACCAUAAACCGGACAAUCAUCUACGAUUGACAGUUGCCGAAACAAAUAAUUUAAGCGGCAAAUGGUAUCGUGUUUACGCUACUAAUGCUACCAAUUGUUUGAAUAUGGAAAUUGAAAAUAAUACAUUGCCUAUGGCUAAAAAACGAUACGUUAUUAUCAGAAAUGGCCCUAACGUUUUGGAUACAUAUAUUUAUAAAAAUAAAAUGGACGGUUCAAUGUCUGCCUACCGGGGUGCCAGCGAUAAACUUUAUGCAAAAGUAUACAUAUUGGACACCGAUUUUACUAACUAUCUAAUACUAUUUAAAUGGUUUACCCUCAACAAUGACGAGGGUGUCUAUGUGUUUACCCGGAGCCCGAACGGUACCACUGAUAACAAUAAGCUAAUGGAAAAAACAAUGAAAUUGAUUGAAAGUUUGCCAAUGAAAUUGUCGCCAUUGGUUGUCAAUCACCAGACAAACUGUAGCGCCGGAGCCGUCGAUGAUGACAACCAUGAGGGCGAUGAGUGUAAAGAUUUGCCGACACAUCUCGACCAUCAAUCGUCUAGUUUUGCACCGAUACCUACAGAAUCUGUAUCGGUAGCAAUAACGGGCACUCAAACACCGAUACCUACAGGACCGUUAUCUACAGCACAGGCAUCUACAGGACAGUCUCCUACAACACAGUCACCUACAGUACAGUCAUCUACAGCACAGUCUCAUACAGCACAGUCUUCUACAGCACAGUCACCUACAGGACAGUUACCUACAGGACAGUCAUCUACUGAACUGUCACAUACAGCACAAUCUUCUACAACACACUCUCCUACAGCACAGUCAUCUACAGAACUGUCUCAUACAGCACAGUCUUCUACAGCACAGUCACCUACAGGACAGUUACCUACAGGACAGUCAUCUACUGAACUGUCACAUACAGCACAAUCUUCUACAACACACUCUCCUACAUCACAGUCAUCUACAGAACUGUCUCAUACAGCACAGUCUUCUACAGCACAGUCACCUACAGUACAGUCAUCUACAGCACAGUCUUCUACAGCACAAUCUUCUACUGCACAGUCAUCUACAGCACAGUCAUCUACAACACAGUCAAAUACAGAACAGUCACCUACAAUACAGUCAUCUACAGUACAGUCAACUUCAGCAGAACCAGUAGCAAUAACGGGUACACAAACAUCGAUAUCAACAACACAGACACCAACAGUACCACCCUUAACAUCAGCACUGAUAUCAUCGACACCUGUAUCCAAUGCAAGCCAAACAAAUAGUCAUUGUCCUAAUAUUGAUAAUAAUAUUAUGAAAACAGUUGACAUGAAAAAGUUAGCCGGCAAAUGGGAAUACAUGUAUACAUUGCAACCGAUCGGCAGUGACUCAAACCUAGAUAUCCAGUUCAGACCCAAAAGGCCUAAAUCGAAAUAUCCGUGGGUUUUACAUAUUAGAGAUGAGGAAAGUGGUCUCAAUAAACAGGAAUACCGUUUCGACAGGACUACCGGCUACCUGAUUGGUAGUGUCAGCAACAAACUGGGCGAUCAGGUUGUCGAUGCCGAAUACAAGCUGGCCGUUAUGGACACCGAUUAUAGUUCACAUUUGAUUAUCUAUUCGUGUGUCGAGUCUGGCGGCUCCGGUACCAAAACUGUUCGAUUGGAUGUAUUGACGAAAAACUGUAUCAAAUCAAACAUUGAUAUCAAUAGUAAGAUAGCUGGUGUUCAGCGGGUGCUAAAUAUGACAACCGAUAUAUUGAGACCAACCGUGCGAUAUAAUUGUCUACAAGAGUUAUACGAUAAACCAAUUGAAACUACUAAUUUCACGGACAAGUGUCUGCACUUUUACAAACACGAGUUAGUCAAUACAAAUUUUAGACAACUGGCCGGCAAAUGGGAACUACAGCUGAGCAACAAUCCAAAAUUUUGCUACUCAUACAUAUCGACUGAGGCAAGUGCUGACAACCAGGAGCUGACCAUUACAUUUAAUCCUGGACAGCCUAUGACCUAUACUAUGCGACACAUCAAUGGCUCAAACUAUAAUAGCUAUAUAAUUGGCAAUAAUAGCGGCACCAUUAUCGAUGCCACCAUUGCCACCGAUUAUGACCAGUACGCCAUAUUCUACCAGUGCCAACAUGUCAUGGAAGGGGGUAUACCUAAUAAACAAGAGCUAUUAUAUAUAAUGUUACGACCAAACAUAUCGGCACAGUUGGCCGCCGAUACCGACAACAAAUUGUUGGCCAAUAUUUUUAGCCAAAUACAGCCGCAAACCAUUCAGAAAUUGAUGCCGUUGGUCAACAAAUUGAGUCAUUGUAGUAAUAAACGAUUGAAAAAUAUUGGCCAAACACAACUGGCCAGAGAUCAGUCGGAUAGAUUGGCCCGAAACAACAAUCGUACCGAUCGUCAAGUGUUGAAAUUUUUGAGCGACAAUUGUCGCCAGUUUACCGAGGAUGAGCUGAAAAAUGUCGACCUAAAUAAGAUUUUUAAAAGUUGGAAAUUAGACUACUCGACCCAAAUGUUUGAUAAUAUUCAAUACGAUAGGACAGUCGUACGCCGGGAAACGGAUCAAUCGUAUAGUAUUGAUCUAUAUAACGGUGACAGAUAUAUUAGUAGUAGAAACAUAUACUAUGACCCGACUGGCCCUAUAUCGUGGUCCUAUACGAAUGGCCGUCGCUCGCGGGACGUACAUCUCAUUGCCGACGAUGACUACCGAAUGGUCUACAGUUGCUCCGAGUUUGAAGUCAACGGCACCCUUACAGCCAAAGAAAGACUAAGAUUGUUGUCUCGUGAAAACAAUACCAAAUUGCAUGACUGGUCCGCCUAUACGGAGCUAUUGGCCACACGAUUGCCGACACUGGUAUCCCUGCGUAUUGCCGAUUUGAUUGGUAACAUGAAACCGAUGACGACAUCGACAUCCACAUCGACUUCGUCUAAGACAACAACAACAACACCGACGCUAACAACCGCUAGUCAACAAUCGCCGGUAUCUGAAUCAUCAACAAUACCAUCGACAACAACGACAACAACAACAGAUUCACAAGAGGAUGAAGAUGUAAUGUUAACUGGAGUAACAUCAUCAUCACCACCACUACCAUCAUCACCAACAACAUCAUCAUCAUCUACAACACCAUUACAACAACAGUUUCAAGGGUCUACUACUACUACUGUAGCACAGUUACCUACAAUCAUAGGGUCGUCACCACCAUCACCAGCAGCAGCAUCAUCAUCAACAACAACAACAACAAUAGCAACAACUGUAUUAUCAUCGACGACUACAGGUGCUGAUACUACUGCUGCUGCUGCUGCUGUUACUACAGUAUCUGGUGAGGAACAGGCCAUACAAGCCUUAUCCGACAAUUGUCUAGAGUUUGGCGAAAAAGAUAUCUCUAAGCCUGACUUUGAACAAAUGGUCGGCACUUGGAAGCUACGCUAUACUAACAACUGGGUCGACAAUAUCGAAAUCUGCGAUACAGUAGAGAUAGCCUACGAUAAGGACAACCAUUAUGGCCAACUUAAGGCUAUGCAAAACUCAAAAUUGGUAGCCGUAGGCAUUGAACGAGCACUGGGCAACACUAGUAUGAGCGAAAGGAUUAUGGAUGGAGACAAACGAUGCCUAAAUAGUUUACUGUAUGUCGACUAUAAAAAUAUUAAAGCCAUCUAUUCGUGUUGCGAAAAUUUCGACUACAAUGGACUGGGCAUUAUAGAAAAUAUCAAUAUUAUGGUUAGGCCUAAUUCAACGGCCGGUAUCGAUCUGAGCAAAUUUCGCCAAUUUUUGGCCGACAAAUUCCGUGACGACACCAACGGUCCAUCAUUGCAGAUACUGCUCGAUCAUAUGCGACCAGUAAACCAGGUAGUCGACAGGUCUAACAACACUGUCAGCUGUCCCAAUCUGGAUGACUACGCCCAGCCUAAUGUCGACUUUAGAAAAUUAUCCGGACACUGGGAUGCCGUCUACUCGUCCAAUAGUCGCUGGGAUAGAGACUGUAUAACCACUGAUGACGGCUAUAUAGAAUCGGACGACACUAUCGUACAGCAAAAACACACCGGUAAUCAGACACAUAAAGUAACGAUCAAACACUCGAAAGUUAAUCCCAACCGACAGGAGGUUAUGGUUGAUAAUACAUACUUUCAUUCGUGGUUUUUGCUAACCGAUUACAAGACAUACCGUUUACAGUAUACCUGUUAUGUAAAACUUUCCAAAGGAAAGAAACGUAAAAUUGAUUUGUUACGUUUGUAUACCCGUGGCAUUGAAGCCGACAAAUUGGACAAACAAUUGGUGGUUAAGUUAAAGAAAAUGUCGACACGUAUUGGGAAGUCAUUGGAAAUGAUAAAUAGGACCCAAUGUGCACCACUAAAGUCCACCUAAUAAUUAAUGUUCCCGUAAUUAAUGUUCCCGUAAAUAAAGCCCCCC
This is a messenger RNA of Oppia nitens, 8358 nucleotides long. RefSeq lists its product as uncharacterized. The record is from RefSeq and is a predicted model, not a curated record. The transcript has 37 exons. NCBI's taxonomy places the organism in Eukaryota, Metazoa, Arthropoda, Arachnida, Sarcoptiformes, Oppiidae. The coding region runs from base 100 to 8313 and encodes 2737 amino acids.